CAGUAGCCUAUGUAGAACCACGUAGCACCAGCUUUGGAUUUUAACCACCAGCAGCAGCAGCAGCAGCAGAAGCAGCAGCAGCAGCCGGAGCGGCUAUGGAUCUCUUUGAAUUCGACUUUUUCAGAGACUGGGAGCUGGAACAACCAUGUCAUCUGGAGUCGGAUCGCAGCGCCCUGAAGAGGAGGGAGUGGGAGAGGAGGAACCAGGAGGUCCAACAGGAUGAAGACCUGUUCUCAACUGGAUUCAACUUGUUUGGAGAACCAUAUAAAACUAAUAAAGGUGAUGCGUUGGCAAGCCGCGUCCAGAACACGCUGGGCUCCUAUGAAGAAAUGAAAGACCUGUUAACCAGCCAUUCUAACCAGAGCCACUUAGUGGGAAUCCCCAAAGGCAGCAACAACCUGCAGACCCCAACCACUUCAACAACAGAGAGACCCGCUAUGGAGUCCCAGCUUUUCAAUGAGGCCCUGAGAGGUGGAACAGGUGCAGGAGGAGGAGGAGGAGCAGAGGGAGGUGGGGACAAGAGAAUGGGAAAUGCAUCUUCCUCAUCGUCAACUUCGAUGCAACCUCCUGCUUCGACCACAUCGUCAUCAUGCACCACAACAAUCCCACAUCAGAAUUUGAAAAAGUCUCGAAGCUCCAUGGACUGGUCGAGGGCAGGCCACUCACAGAGUACCCAGGGAGCAGGCCUCGUUCUGGGGUCGGGACAGAACGGGCAGGGGCAGGUCCCAGCAGCUACGAGUGGAAGAGGAAAAAUGACUUUAUUAGAGGAACAGCAAAUGCAAAGGCACGAAGACCUGUUUAGCUCCCUUAAAGAUGAACUUGGUCUAAAAGGGGAUUCAAGCCCUUCCUCCUCUUCUUCAUCCUCCUCUUCCUCUUCUUCUGGGAGAAGACACUCUUCCCACCUCUCCAAAACCCUUCCUCUCCCAGAUGGUGGCAAUUUUCGAUCUUCCACCAUGGACGGUGGCCAUUUUAAGUCUUCCACUAACACAGAAAAUGGUGGACAUUUUAAAUCCUCCCCCUUUGAAAAUGAGACAGGUUCUCACCUCUCUACAUCCUCCUCCCCGUUGGCUUCCACAUCAGUUCUGACGACACCCACUCCCGGUUUAACCACUCCCACAUCUGGACUGACUACCCCCACCUUCCCACCUGGUAGCCUAUCAGGGAAGCCGAUCGCAGUCCAGCAGAAGCCCACAGCCUAUGUUCGACCAAUGGAUGGCCAGGACCAGGCGCCUAGUGACUCUCCCCAGCUUAAACCCCCUCUAGUGGCCACCGAGGGAUUCAACAACAGUCAAGCUUACGGAGGAAACUCUGGGAAUGCGAAGAAUAAACUGCCAAAACUGAGUCUCAGCCACGCAGGGGAGGUCAGCCUACCAAAUGACUCCAGCUGUGUUGAAGAGAUUUUGCGGGAGAUGACCCAUUCCUGGCCUCCUCCUCUUACAGCCAUACACACUCCUGGGAAGGCUGAUCAGACCAAGUUCCCCAUCCCAAAUAAGGAGUCACAGCAUGUGACCUCAGGCUACAACACCCAGAAGCGAUGUACUGUAUCCGCUAACAAGCCUGCUGCGAAACCACCAACUGCACCACAGAAGUCAAUGCUGGAGGAUGACCUGAAGAUCAGCAGCGACGAGGAAGAGGCCGAACAGCAGGUGUCUGACAAGCCCAAAGCCAGAGGCACAGCCUUGAGCGGAGCAUCAGGGAGCAGCAGUGAAUCAGAGAGCAGCUCAGAGUCGGACACAGACGAAUCAGAGAGCAGCUCCAGUGACAGCGAGUAUAAUCAGGCCUCCCGCACACACACUCCAGAGCCUGAGCCACCCUCUGCCAACAAGUGGCAGCUGGACAGCUGGUUGAAUAAGGUCCAAGCUCAAACCAAACCCCUUGUUCCCCCACAGCAAGAGCAUGGCACAGGCUCCAUCACCCAGGGUCCAGGGACUUUCUCUCCAGGGAGUGAAGCACCAGGAGUGGGUACGGCUGCUAAGACCAAGCCCUGCGUAUCCAACAGCACCCCUGUCCCAGCUGCACCAACAGUGGAACACAAGGACACAAGGGGAGCCUUCUGCCCAGGCAGAGAGAAGGCCAAGGCCAAGCUCAGCCAAAAGGCCUCAGGGGAGAGCCAGAGGUCAAAGAUGAGGUUGUCACCGGGGCUGUUGUCAGGGCCAGAGGUCACGACCCCGAGGAGGAACACCACGGGGAAGAAACAGCCCAGACGGACAGAGAGGUCAAACAGUGUGGAGGAUAAUCAGAACCAGACAUGGAGCAGAACAAACCAGCAUAGCCCCGCAGCUAGGGAGAAGGACCUGUUGCCUCCCCCCUCCCUGGAGCUUCAGAACCCCCUGAGGCCACGAAGCAAACCCCCCAGUGGGAAAACAGCCCCCAGGAAAGAACCUCGCAGUGCUACCAACUCAAACAACAACACAGUUACUCCACCAGCAGCACUACAGCAAGCCCCCGUGCCAAUCCCUGCUGUCAGUGUAAACCAGGACAAGAGAAAACACAGAGGUCCAAGCAACAAAAUCACACCUAAGUCCAGAGAAUUCAUCGAAACCGAUUCCUCUUCCUCCUCCUCUGAAUGCCAGUCAGAUUCAGAGGAAGCCAUCAAAAUCCCCACUCUGCCACCUCAGACAACACGCUCCGCUAUUAACACACAGACUCUGUCCAACACACACAUGCACACGCCUCUUCUCCCAUGCCUCAGCUCUGCUGGGAGUGUGGGGACAUUUGGAGGGAAGGGACUCCGAGUCAAAGAUGGUAGCAAUGUGACCACUAAUGGUAGCAGCAGUAGUAAUAGUAGCAUCAGCAGUGGUAGUAAUGGCAGCAGUAGUAGCUGUAACUCUCUAAGCAUUAGCAACAUAAGUGGUUCAUUCGGCACUUCUGUUCCUGAUCCCGGAGGGUUAGGAGGUCAGUGCAAAGACCCAGAGUCCCUCUCACCACCUUCCAGCAUGGGUCACGAGGUGGCUCUGUCCCCCUUGCGGGAAUACCAAGAGAUCCAAAGUUUGUGGGUGAAAAUUGACCUGAGUUUGCUCAGCAGGGUGCCUGGCCAAGGUUUGGGGGAAAGAUCCAGAGUGGCAGAAAGGGACGGAAGUGAAGGGAGAGACAGAGAGAGACAGGGGGAGAGAGAGAGGAUAGUGGUGGCUGAGAGAGAAAGACAGAAGCAGGCCGAGAGAGAUUGGCCAGGGCUGAGAGAGAGGCAGAAGUUACCUAAAGGGGAGAAACAGGAAGAGGAAAAUGAGCGAUUAGUGCAGGACAGAGAGAGACAAGGUGACAGGGACAGAUUAACAGAGAGAGAGAGGCAGAUGGACAGAGAGGACAGAGAGAGAUUGGGGCUUGGGGAGAGGGAAAGGACGACGGGGAGGGACAGAGAGAAGGUGUGCCAAGGUCUGGGGGUCCUGGACAACCCCCCUGUGCAAGAGCAGAGUAAUCCCAGACUGGCAGGGAGGACGGAGAGAGGAGAGAGCGGAGGCAAACACAGGAGGCAGGUGGCUGGAAACAUGGUGGUCCCGACAGAGAAACACACCAGCAAGAGCAAGAGGAAACACAAGUCGGACCACAGUGAGUCAUCUGUCAAUGGCAAUAAGAAGCUGCGAUUGGACAAAGACUGUCAGCUCCUCCCACCCUGCAUCUCUCCAAUACACAACCACAAGAACAGCUCUACAGGUAGCUCUCUAAACAGGAAGCAGUCUCGACGGCGCGACGACAAGCUGCUCCCUCCCCUCCUGUCCCCGCUCUCUGACGACCCCCCUCGUAAACGAACCUGCGACAGCAGUUCCUCUCUCAGCCAGGAGGGCAGCGCUGCUGGGAGGCUGCCCUGCUCCACCUCUUCUACUUCCACUUCCUCCCACAGACACAGGAGAGGCGAAGGCAAGGUGUCAUCAAAUGCGAGAAAUGGCAGUGAAGUUGAUACCCACGUGGAGAAGCCCAGCGGAGACAGUUACCAUGCCAAUGGACAGUCGGACUCUGAGGUGUGGUCGGAACCACAGGUGGAAGCUGCUGAACCUCGCAGGCCAAGACUGUCGUUUAGCGACACAGUCCACAGUGCAGACUACUACAUGCAGGAGGCCAAGAGACUGAAGCACAAGGCUGAUGCUUUGAUGGACAAAUUUGGUAAAGCGGUGAACUACGCAGAUGGUGCCCUCUCUUUCAUAGAGUGUGGAAAUGCUAUGGAGCGAGAUCCACUAGAGGCCAAAUCACCAUAUACCAUGUACUCUGAGACCGUGGAGCUAAUCAGGUAUGCCAUGAGGUUGAAGAACUUCGCCAGCCAUUCAGCCACCAUCGCUGAGAAGAAACUAGCUGUGUUGUGUAACCGCUGUCUGUCUCUGCUGUAUCUGAGGAUGUUCCAUUUGAAGAAAGACCACGCUGUCAAGUACUCGCGGUCGCUCAUGGAGUACUUCAAGAAUUCAGCCAAGAGUUCCCACCAAGCACCCUCUCCCUGGAGGAUCAAUGGGAAGGUCAACGGGACUCCAUCUCCCCUCUCACUCAGCCCCUCCCCAGCCAGCAGCGGAGGUGGAGGAGCAGGAGGAGGCUCUGGAGGUGCCCCAGGCUCGUCAGGAAGUGUGGCUAUUCCCCAGCGGAUUCACCACAUGGCUGCCAGUCACGUUAACAUCACCAACAACAUCCUGCGGAGCUAUGAACAUUGGGAGACGGCUGACAGACUGGCCACUGAUAGCCAAGAGUUCUUCCAGGAGCUGGACUCGGUGAUGGAGCCGUUGAGUCAGCAGAGCAGCAUGACAGAGCUGGUGCGAUACAUCAGGCAGGGACUGCACUGGCUCCGCUUAGAGGCUCACCUGCUGUAAGGACUGGACCAGAGCCAAAAUUUGAAAAAAAAAAAAAAAAAAAGAAGAAAAAAAGAGAUGGGCCUGGGAGCUAGAACUGGGAUAACAAGUGAGAUGAGACUCAUGACGAUGCUUCAGUUCCCACUGGGAUCCUUCAAAUGACCCGACACCACCCACAGUAAUGUAACAGCAUAGACUGGGUGGAUUAAUUGGGCUGAAAUUCACCUGCAAUUAGGACUGAACAGUAAUUAAGUUUGGGAACUUCAACUGUGACGCACAGAAUACAAAUUAGCACAUUAAACAUUUGGCUGAUGCUGCUUUUUGGAGCAACUGUAUAUUGGUGCAGGUAGCUUAGACUCCUAAAGGGACAAUAGGUGUUA
Epinephelus moara (kelp grouper) is the source of this 5146-nucleotide messenger RNA. RefSeq names its product AF4/FMR2 family, member 2 (gene aff2). The record is from RefSeq and is a predicted model, not a curated record. Gene Ontology annotation, cellular component: nuclear speck; nucleus. The transcript is spliced from 26 exons. Bases 96 to 4787 code for a protein of 1563 amino acids. Gene Ontology annotation, molecular function: G-quadruplex RNA binding. Gene Ontology annotation, biological process: regulation of RNA splicing. Lineage: Eukaryota; Metazoa; Chordata; Actinopteri; Perciformes; Serranidae.